AUGCACUGCAAUAUCCUUCAGAUGAGAGGAAGUUGUGCAGACUGUCACAUCAUCAUCAUCAUCAUCAAAUUGUUCAUCACUUUGCAUAAGGAGGAAAAGAACUCCUUACAGGCAAAGGCUGCCAACUCAAGCCAUUCCUCGUCUCGUCCGUUGCGUUUCUCCGCCUACCUGGAUGCCAUGCAGCAGGUCCACCUGCAAUGGGACCAUGAUUCCAAAGAGAUGAUCACCUUUGAGCUUCAAGUCCAGUCAACGGGCUGGGUGGCGUUCGGCUUCACCACUCACGGAGAGCUGCCCGGGGGAGACGUUGUGAUCGGCGGAGUCCUUCCCGACGGCAACAUGUACUUCUCAGACUGGCACAUUGUGGAUGAGGAAACCAUUGUGGAGGAUGAAAGCCAAGACUAUGAAGUACUGUCAAUGACCGAAGACGAGACUUCCACCACCAUAACAUUCCGGCGCUAUUUCCAGACGUGUGAUCCUCAUGAUCAGCCUAUCACGUUCCCCAUUCCAGAUGACGACACCACGUACGCCUGCACUUUCAUCCCACUGCCCAGAGUCAAGACAAAACAUCACAUCUACAAGUUUGAGGCCGUAAUCACACCCCGGAACCAAACCAUGGUGCAUCACAUCCUGGUUUACGCCUGCAGCAAUGCGAGCGUGCUGCCCACAGGGGUGAGCGACUGCUAUGGAGCGGAUCCUGAUUUUGCCCUCUGCUCCCAAAUCGUUGUGGGCUGGGCAGUAGGAGGAGGGUCCUACAUGUUCCCGGAUGAAACUGGAAUCUCCAUAGGGACACCACGGGAUUUCCAGUGGAUCCGGUUAGAAGUCCACUACAGCAAUUUUGAUUUAAUUCCAGGGUUAAUCGACAAUUCAGGGAUAAGACUCUACUAUACUCCGGAACUGCGUCCAUAUGACAUGGGGGUGCUACAGACAGGUCUCUUCACCUUCCCCAUCCAUUUCCUUCCCCCGGGAGUAGAGUCUUUUAACUCCUAUGGACUCUGCAAUACCAGUCAAUUUGAGGAGCUGAAUGGGAUCCCGGUGCCCGAUAUGCACGUCUUUGGUUACUUGCUCCACACUCACUUGGCUGGAAGAGGAGUGAGAGGCGUCCACUACCGGGAUGGCAAGCAGUUGCGAAUCCUCUGUGAAGACAAUAAGUACGAUUUCAAUCUUCAGGAGACCAGAGGCUUGAAAGAACUCGUCACUUUCAAAGCGGGGGAUGAGUUCCUGGUGGAAUGUCGCUAUGAAACACUUGAUCGGACAAGUCUGACAUUUGGCGGGCCAAGUACCCUGAAUGAAAUGUGCCUGGCCUUCCUCUUCUAUUACCCUCGCAACAACAUCUCCAGCUGCAUGGGAUACCCAAACAUUCAAUAUGUCGCCCAAGAACUUGGCCAAACAGCCGCAGAUGCGAUGGAAGGGAUGAUGGCCAUUAACUUGGUCGACUGGAACAACGACACCGCCAAGAAAGCGGAGAAGGCUUGCAAGGAAGUGGAUCAGAUUGUCAUCAUUAAAACAAUUGAUGAGGUGGUCGUUAAUGAAACUGGCUUCAUUCGGGAUAUCAUAGAAACACAGCCACUGCCCUGCAAACGUAUCUUCGAGAACGAGCCAACAGCAGAGACAGAAGGGCAAGGCAAAUUCCUGGCAGACGUGAUGUCCAGUGGCGCUCUUGACAUGAAGGCUACCCUGCCGCUUCCUGUCCUGCUCUUCGUACACUUCGGCUUUCCUUGGCUCCUUACUGUCAUGCCGCGCAUGCUCUGA
Molecule: messenger RNA, 1749 nt
Organism: Gekko japonicus
Lineage: Eukaryota; Metazoa; Chordata; Lepidosauria; Squamata; Gekkonidae
Product: putative DBH-like monooxygenase protein 2
Exons: 13
Coding region: 1-1749 (582 amino acids)
Biological process (GO): dopamine catabolic process; norepinephrine biosynthetic process; octopamine biosynthetic process
Cellular component (GO): secretory granule membrane
Molecular function (GO): dopamine beta-monooxygenase activity; copper ion binding
Source: RefSeq, a predicted model, not a curated record